AAUUAGCCUCUCCAAUCGCUCGCGUUCUUUCGUUUUUCUCAUUAUCCGUUGGCUAUCAUGUCAUCCCGACUUCCACUCCCAUCAAUCCUCUGCACACCAAUCCUUCAAAGGAACAAAAUCAAAGCAGCUGUCUUCGGUAUUUUAGGAGCACCAUUCGUCCAUAUUUUUUCCUUGUACCAUUUUCAGAGGGGCCGUAGAUUUCUAGUCUUCCAACGUAGGAUUCUCCACCUCCCGUUAAUUCUUCAAUGGCCAUAAUCUGUUCCACUGUUAACUCACUCCAUCUUGAACCGAGCUUUGCUUUCUUUUUGCCAUCCAAAUCCAAUGGUAUUGCGCUGAACAGUCGGCGCCUGAGAUUCCCUGAGACAUGGAAGCAUUCCAUGAGCCAGGCCAACAAAAGCUUCAUACAAAACGGAGUGUUGAGGAUCAAUGGGAGGGAGCCACUCUCGAGUGUGCCAGAGAAUGUCGUGGUCACUCCUUCUUCGAAUGGGUCGUUGUUCUUGGGAGCAGUCUCACAGGAGGCGAGCAGCCGCCAUAUCUUCAAGCUAGGUGUUGUCAAGGAUUUCCCGCUUCUUUCCUUGUUCAGAUUUAAGAUAUGGUGGAUGAUACCUCGAAUAGGCCAUUCAGGAAGUGAUAUCCCAGCAGAGACACAGUUACUACUUCUAGAAGCAAAGGCUAAUGGAGAUGAGAGUCCAAAAGCUGAUAAAGCUUUACGAUUCUACAUUUUGUUUUUGCCAGUGUUAGAUGGCCAAUUUAGAAGCAGUUUACAAGGGAACUCUUCAAAUGAGCUUGAGUUUUGCAUAGAAAGUGGGGAUCCCUUUGUCAAGUCAUCUAAGUUCCUUGAGGUAGUUCUUGUAAAUUAUGGCGAAGAUCCUUACCAUCUUGUGAAAGAGUCGAUAAAAAUAUUGCAUGAGAAAAAAGGCACUUUUUUGCCAUGCGAAAAUAAACAGAUGCCAGGAAUGCUAGAUUGGUUUGGUUGGUGCACAUGGGAUGCUUUUUAUCAUGAUGUAAGUCCUCAGGGAAUCACAAAAGGUCUAAGGAGUUUAUCUGAAGGAGGCACUCCAGCGAAAUUUCUAAUUAUAGAUGAUGGCUGGCAAGAUGUAGCGAAUGAGUUUCAGAAAGAAGGUGAACCAAUAGUUGAAGGCUGUUACAGUUUCGGGGGCAGAUUAGUCAGCAUAAGAGAGAAUAGCAAGUUUAGGGGUGAUAACCCAACUUCAGAAGGAACCACAAAUGGCUUCAAGGAUUUCAUUACAGCUAUUAAGGAAACAUUUGGAGUAAAAUAUGUCUAUGUAUGGCAUGCCCUGAUGGGAUAUUGGGGAGGAGUCCAUCCAAAUGCACCAGAAACAAAGAAAUACAAUUCAAAGCUAUUAUAUCCAGAGCAAUCUCCAGGAAAUCUUGCAAAUUCUAGAGAUUUGUCCAUGGAUUGCAUGGAGAAGUAUGGUGUUGCCAUGAUUGAUCCAAACAAAGUUGAUGAAUUUUAUGAUGACCUACAUGCCUAUCUUGCGUCACAGAACAUAGAUGGAGUUAAAGUUGACGUCCAAAAUAUCCUUGAAACAUUGGGAACGGGCUAUGGUGGUCGGGUUUCCCUAACUCAUAGGUUCCAAGAAGCUCUUGAAAAGUCAAUCUCCAAAAAUUUUCAGGACAACAGUAUUAUUUGUUGUAUGGGUCAGAGUACAGACUCUAUUUACAGCUCAAAGGCAGGUGCCGUCACUAGGGCAUCAGAUGAUUACAUGCCCAGAAACCUGACAUCACAGACACGACAUGUUGCUGCUGUGGCUUUCAACAGCAUUUUCCUUGGGGAGAUUCUCGUCCCAGAUUGGGAUAUGUUUUAUAGCGUUCACUAUGCCGCUGAGUUCCAUGCCAAAGCAAGAGCUCUAGGUGGCUGUGGAAUCUAUGUCAGUGAUAAAGUUAAUGAGCAUGAUUUUGAUCUGCUUAAAAAGCUUGUACUUCCGGAUGGGUCAAUUCUGAGAGCCAAUUAUCCUGGCCGGCCAACUCGGGAUUGUUUGUUCAGCGACCCAGUUACCGAUGGGAAAAGUCUUCUGAAGAUCUGGAAUCUGAACAAAUUUACUGGAAUUUUGGGUGUAUUUAAUUGCCAAGGAGCUGGAACUUGGCCAGGUUUGAGUGGUAACCAAUCAAAUUCCUGUCCUGAGUUUAUCACUGGUCAAGUCAGCGCAAAUGACAUCGAGUACCUUGACAAGGUAGCAGGCAAUAAUUGGAUUGGUGAUUGUGCUAUCUAUUCCUUCGAUUUUGGUUCUCUUUCUAGAUUGCCAAAAAAUGGGACAUUUGGUGUAUCACUGAAGGUCCUCCAAUGUGAAGUUUUCACCAUAUCUCCAAUCAAAGUAUAUGACAAAAAUGUGGAAUUUGCCCCUAUUGGAUUAAUUCAAAUGUAUAAUUCUGGUGGAGCUGUGGAAGAUAUUGAUCCCUCUAAUAAGAAUUCUGAUAUGGUGUUACAUAUAGAAGGCAGAGGAUCUGGAAUUUUUGGUGCAUAUUCAAGCAGGCAACCUAAAUCUUGCAUGUUGAAUUCAAGACAGGAAGAGUUCAAAUUCAGCAUUGCUGACAGUUUUUUGACUCUGAAUAUUCCUACAGGGGCUCAUUCUUGGGAGUUGGACUUAUUUUUUUAAGUUUGAACUUUAAAUCUUUGGAAUCUGUCUGGUCUUUUUCUCAGGAUUGCACUGAUGAAAUAUAGCCAACAUGGGCAUUAGAGAUCCUGAGAAAGCCAAUAAAUGUUUAUUCAUGUUAUUCAUGGAUAUUAUUAUGUCAUUAAAUUCUACAAUAUAACUUCUAAAAUAAUUAUAAAUGAACUUUAUAUGCCUCAUAAUAA
This is a messenger RNA of Phalaenopsis equestris, 2818 nucleotides long. RefSeq names its product probable galactinol--sucrose galactosyltransferase 2. NCBI's taxonomy places the organism in Eukaryota, Viridiplantae, Streptophyta, Magnoliopsida, Asparagales, Orchidaceae. The record is from RefSeq and is a predicted model, not a curated record. The transcript has 14 exons. Bases 246 to 2618 code for a protein of 790 amino acids.